AAUGUAGAGGCGCGCGAGCCGGGCACGUGACCUGGGGGAGGAAGAGGGGGGGGAGAGGGGUCACCUGACCUCAGUGCCAUCCGGCGUCUUGUUGGGUCAAGGCGUUGUUGAAGACGCCGAGAAAGACGCUCGAGUGGGGAGAUUCGAGGAGGCAGCCAGCGGCCGUCGAGACUCCGGCGGCAGAGACUCCGUCCCCCGCUCGGGGGUGCGUUCAUCCGGCGUCGUGAUGUCUUGCCUGACCGCGGCGCGGGCCCCGCUGGGCCUGGUGUCGCUCCCCCUGUGCUCCGCCACGCUGCUCGCCCUGAUUCUUUCACUGCCCACGACGACCGGCGACGUUGUGGCUGUCGGCUGGGACAACCGCACCAUGGCCUUUGACGACAUGCCCGCGAUGUUUGGCUACCAGCUGCCCAAGGAAGGGCUCAAGGGCUACCUGGUCUACGCCAGGCCGGCCAACGCCUGCCAGCCCAUCGCUCCUCCGCCGCACAACAGCACCGCCGCCUCCACCUUCAUCGUGCUCGUCAGGCGAUACGACUGCAACUUUGACGUGAAGGUUCUGAAUGCCCAAAAGGCCGGAUUCAAGGCUGCGAUUGUGCACAACGUCGACUCCAACCAGCUGCUCAGCAUGGGCACCAGUGAUGCCGACAUCUGGAAGAAGAUUGACAUCCCCUCGGUGUUUGUGGGGCAGAGCACGGCCAACCUCCUUCUCGAGGAGUUUGUGUACGACGUCGGAGGCCACGUGGUGCUAACGCCGGACUUCUCCAUUCCGCUCGAGUACUACCUCAUCCCCUUCCUCGUCAUCGUCGGCAUCUGCUUCAUCCUCCUCGUCGUGUUCUUGGUGGUGAAGGUGAUGAGGGACCGCAGGAGGGCGCGCAGGAACCGCCUUGCCCGGGAACAGCUGCAGAAGCUGCCCAUUCACAAGUUCAAAAAAGGGGACCCGUACGAGGUUUGUGCCAUCUGCCUGGACGAGUACCUGGAAGGGGACAAGCUGCGUGUGCUGCCCUGCUCGCACGCGUACCACUGCAAGUGCGUGGACCCGUGGCUCACCGGCUCGAAGCGCACCUGCCCCGUGUGCAAGCGCCGCGUGAUUCCCUCGCGGCGGCGGCGGCGCCGGCGGCUCGGCGCCCCGGAGAGCGACUCGUCGGGCUCGGAGCCGUCGAGCGACUCGUCCCCGCCGUCGCCCUCGUCGCCCUCCGACUCCGGGCCGGAGGAGCCGCGGGAGGGCGAGCGCACCCCGCUCCUGCGCUCCGGCCGCUCCUCGUUCGGUUCCAUGGCCCCCGGGGCCCCCUCCCCGGCCGCCGUCCGGCGGCAGGAGGAGCGCCGGCGGCGGCGGCGGCGCCGGCAGCGUCGUCACGGCGACGGCGACGCCUCCGACGGAGGGGACCGGCGGCGUCCGGAGCGCGAGGACCCGCGGGGUCGGGCGGCGGCGGCGGCGGCGGCGGGCGUCCUCUCCGCCUCUCCGUCGUCGUCCGUGGCCUCCUCCACCUCUUCGUCGACGGUGUCCACCUCGUCGGAGUUCGACAGGAGCGAGGGGCGGGGGGCCGCGGCCGAGGGGGGAGGGGACCGCGGCGCCGACGCCGUCGUUCCCGCCGCCGCGCCGGCGCUCGCCGGCGGCGCUCCGCCGGGAGCCGCCGGCGAAGAGGAGCGCCCGGCUCCGGCGGCGCCGGGCGCUCGCGACGUGGUCACCGUCCAGGUGGAGAAACACGAGGAUUCCCUCACAGGCCGGGGCCAGCUGCAGCACGUGUGAUGGGGGCUGUGAGGCGUACGCGUCUGCGUGCGUGCGGUUGCGUGUGCGCGCGCACGUGGGGAGCGGUGGUGCAGCGGUUAGCGCGCUACGCUGCGCUACGAACCUGGCGACCCGAGU
Petromyzon marinus (sea lamprey) is the source of this 1861-nucleotide messenger RNA. RefSeq names its product E3 ubiquitin-protein ligase RNF13-like. Lineage: Eukaryota; Metazoa; Chordata; Hyperoartia; Petromyzontiformes; Petromyzontidae. The record is from RefSeq and is a predicted model, not a curated record.